AUGUCAUCGAAAGAGGGUACAACUGAUCAUUUCAAUAAACUUAUGCCGUUGUGCAUGGAAUAUUGUAAUUGUGUUAGGACACUGUAUCAAUUAAAAACAGCAAAUGAUGAGGAGAUUCAUAAAAUUCAUAAAAUGAUCAAAGACAAAAUGAUCGAUACAAAGAUCCUUACACCAGAACGUGUUAUUCUUAUUAUUUCUCAAGUAAUAAUAUACAACAAUCGAUUCUUUCCUUCAUAUUGGAAGCUUUUCAAAUUAAUUUAUGAAGAAUAUCAUCCAAAACAUAUCAAAAAAAUCACUGCUAUCUUUGAUUACUUCGUUUAUAAAGAAUAUGUAUUUGUAUUUGAUGCGAAAAACAAAGAAAAAAUCAAAAAUUAUAAUUAUUCAAUGAAUGUUCAUGAAGAAAACCCAAUUUGGAGAGCAAUUAUGAAUGAUGAUAAUGAAUCAUUUAUUGGAUUCAUAGAAAAUAAAUCUUUUGACAUAAAUGAAACCAUAAGUAGCAAAUUCUUUCCAGAAGAAUUCGUAUAUUCAUACAUUGAUUUAUGCUGUUAUUAUGGAGCAGUUAAUUGCUUUAAACUAUUAAUAACAAAGUUUAAUUCACCAAUCACUGAAUCUUGUCUUAAGCUUUCAUUUUUGGGUGGAAAUCCAGAGAUCAUGAGUGAAUGUUUGAAAAAGAUUAAAAUUUAUCAGGAUUUUAUGGAAUUUGCAAUGAUAUCUCAUAACAUUGAUUUCAUCACAUUUUUGAUGAAUGAACGCAGCUUAAAGAUUUAA
Molecule: messenger RNA, 768 nt
Organism: Trichomonas vaginalis G3
Lineage: Eukaryota; Parabasalia; Trichomonadida; Trichomonadidae
Product: protein of unknown function (DUF3447)
Exons: 1
Coding region: 1-768 (255 amino acids)
Source: RefSeq, a predicted model, not a curated record